UCCGUUCACUCACUUAUAAAAUGAGUCUGAAACAUUUGAGCAAGCACAGUUUACUUUGUAAAGCACAUGGCACAUAAACAGUAAUAGUUUAGCCUUAACUUAUUGGUUAUUGGUUAUUCAUUAACAGAUUGACACUUGUAACAGGAAAAGCUACAGUGAGGAUCACAUCUGUAACACUAAUAUGAACAGUCCGCAGGAUUAUCAGACGGAUUUGGAGGUGAUUCUGGAAUUUCUAGAGGAGCACUACAGGCAGGAAUCUCACAGAAAAGCUCUAUGGGACAUGACGGAUCUCUCUGUCACAUCAUCCAGUGGCUCUGUGGACACUUCUGCAGAGAAACGGCCAGAUGAGGAGAAUUUCAUCAAAGUUUCAGGACAGGAAACUCAGGUCAUGGAAUCUUUGCCCAAAGCAAACAUAUCGGACGGGCGAGGAAUAAACACCCUAAAGGCAGCAGAAAGCCCUUUAAUUCUGCAUGCGACACCUGAAAAGCGUGUCAAGUCACUGCCCAGCAGUACAACUGCAGAGAAAGGGAAAAAGCUGCGUCUUUUUCACUUCUUAUUUGAGAUGCUGGAGGAUCCAGAUAUGGCGCAUUGUGUAUCCUGGGUACCAGCUUCGGUUGGUGUUUUCUGCUUUUCUGCUAAAAACAAGGAGCAUGUGGCGGAGCUGUGGGGUCAAAGGAAGGGGAAUCGAAUGCCUAUGACCUACCAGAAAAUGUCCCGGGCCUUGCGAAAUUAUAGCCGCUCGGGGGAGAUCAUUAAAGUGAAAAAGAAACUGACUUACCAGUUCAGUGUCACUACACUUUCUACUUUACAGAGCCAGCGUGGUGCAAAGAAAGCAGCGUGAGGAUCCAAAUGAGAGAUGAAUGACCUCAUUAUUUCGCACUCUUGUGAUAUCUUAAUUGCCUUGGUAAGAGGAGGAGGGUUAAAUUGGUUUCUAAUUUUCUUUCUUGAUGGUCAGCCGAUUAUGCUCAGCGAAAAGAUGACAUUUAGGAUUUGUACUUGUUCUGCACUUUGAAUAUCCCCAUGCAGAUAAAAAGUCUUUAAAAUGUAUUGGUGUAUGUUUUAUUUUUAUUUUUUUUACACUUGCAAAAGUUAUGUACUAACCAAAACAAAUAAAAACAGACCAUUAUCUCCUACUUCCCGCAUUGUUCACUUGUCUCCAGUAGGUGGCAAAGCUGAUACACUGCUUUUAUUCUGAUUGUGACUUCUUUGCUACUGUUGUAUUUCUUUUGUGUGUGUUUUUAUUCUAGGUUACAACUUAAAUCUGAAUUAUCAAUUAGCUGGCAUAAAAACACAUUGACCAUUUUACAGUGCUCAGCAUAUAUAAGUUGACCCCUCACAAAUCUAUCUUUUACAUUCUUAUUUUUAUUAGGAAGCUAAACAAUACUAUAUUGGUGCAUUUACAUUAGAUUAGUCAAUACUAAAGCUAAAUCUGGAGCUUAUCUAA
Danio rerio (zebrafish) is the source of this 1444-nucleotide messenger RNA. The record is from RefSeq and is a predicted model, not a curated record. NCBI's taxonomy places the organism in Eukaryota, Metazoa, Chordata, Actinopteri, Cypriniformes, Danionidae.